Molecule: messenger RNA, 3004 nt
Organism: Capsaspora owczarzaki ATCC 30864
Lineage: Eukaryota; Filasterea; Ministeriida; Capsasporidae
Product: tyrosine-protein kinase CSK
Exons: 15
Coding region: 1-2862 (953 amino acids)
Biological process (GO): positive regulation of kinase activity; protein phosphorylation; cell surface receptor protein tyrosine kinase signaling pathway
Cellular component (GO): signaling receptor complex
Molecular function (GO): protein binding; transmembrane receptor protein tyrosine kinase activity; ATP binding
Source: RefSeq, a predicted model, not a curated record
AUGGUCAAUAGGUACAUCAACUCCAACCCGAUUACUAGCAUUCCGACCAACGCAUUCACCGGUCUUACUGCGCUGACUGAAUUGUCUCUGCUAUACAAUCAAAUCACCGGCAUUUCUGCUGGCACAUUCACCGGCCUGACUGCGCUGACUGCCCUGUAUUUCGCCUCCAACCAGAUCACCAGCAUUCCUGCUGACGCAUUCACCGGCCUGACGGCGCUGACUCACCUGUCUCUGCAAUACAACCAGAUCACCAGUAUUUCGGGAACCGCAUUCACCAGUCUUACUGCCCUGACUUACCUGUCUCUGCAAUACAACCAGAUCACCAGCAUUUCGGGAACCGCAUUCACCUUCAACCUGACUGCCCUGACUUACCUGUCUCUGGAUUCUAACCAGAUUACCAGCAUUCCUGUUGGCGCAUUCACCGGCCUGACGGCGCUGACCUACCUGUCUUUGUAUACCAACCAGAUCACCAGCAUUUCGGUCAACGCAUUCACCGGCCUGACCGCGCUGGCCUCCCUGGUACUGCAAAACAAUCAAAUCACCAGCAUUCCUGCUGCCGCAUGCACUGGCCUCCCUGCGCUGACUGAAUUGUCUCUCGGCAUCAACCAGAUCACCAGCAUUCCUGCUGACGCAUUCACCGGCCUGACGGCGCUGACUUACCUAUCUGUGGAAAACAACCAGAUCACCAGCAUUCCUGCUGGCGCAUUCACCGACCUUGCUGCGCUGACAGAUCUGCAUCUAGACGGCAAUCAGAUCACUAGCAUUCCCGAUUUUUCAUUCACAGGCCUGACUGCGCUAACUACCUUGGCUUUGCAAAACAAUCCUAUCACGACUUUGCCGCCGGGUCUGUUCAAGGGGUUGCCAAAUGCCUUGGCGUUGUCGCUUUCUUACCCAUAUCUGGCCCCCAACAACUUUACGUUUGGUGACAACAAUGUUGCUCCGCCCAGCACCUACGGCAGUGCAUCCCAACCUUACAAGUGUGAUACAGUCUGUGCCACCUGCUAUGCCGCUGGGUCCAGUGCGUGUUGCGAGACCAAUUGCCUGUACUGCACUUCGUCGUCUGUAUGCACUCAGUGCUAUGACGGUUCUGGCAUGCUGGGUGGAUCUUGUGUUCCUUUUGCUUCCAUCGCUUCAGUCGCGUCCACGCAAUCUGCUUCGGCUGCCUCUGUUGCAUCUCUUGCUUCGGCUACCUCGGCGAUCUCGGCAUCCUUUGCUUCACUUGCUACCGCAUCCUCUGCGUCAAUCGCAUCAACGGCGUCCGCAUCUGUCGCGUCGCUUGUUUCCGCUUCCUCGGCGCUCUCCGCUUCUGUUGCUUCAACCGCAUCAGCAUCUGCUGCAUCCGUUGCAUCGUCCAUUGCACAACAAGGCGAUGGUUCUCAAGAGUCAGCUUCAUCUUCAGCAGCCAUCAUCGCUGCUGUCGUUGCGUCCGUGGCAGUCAUUGCACUCAUUGUGGUGGUCUUCAUCGUGUUGCGGCGCCGGCGCUCGCAACGCUCUGUCAUACGACCGAAGGACUCUGCCAGUCCAGUCAUCGAUCAGACGACUAUUGAAAUGACAAUGUCUCCUCUGGCCCAUUCGAGUGAAUCUCCCAUCGAGGAUGACGGCUCAACCUCCGCCAAGCCCAGCCAAAAGCAGCCAGAAUCGCAGAAUGCUGCCGAUCCCAUGUAUCAGGAGGCUGAAGAAGUGACAAUCUCCCCUAUUCCCGAUUCGACCGAAUCUCACAACGAGGAUGGCGGCUCAACCUCCGACCAGAAGCAGCAGCCAGAAGCGAAGGACUCUUCCGAUCCAAUCUACCAGGAGGCUGAUGAAGUGACAACUUCCCCUCAAAACCACUCGGCUGGAGCACACGACAAAGCGGACAUUCCAUCCCCAGCGGCGAUCGGUCAACAACAGUCGUAUCAAGCUGUCCCGACCGCCCCGCCAGAGGAGGUGGUUGACGAUGAUGCGAGCGCGUAUGUUGCCGGCAGCAAUUCUCGUCGCGUUCGCGAAGGCUUGACCAUUGGGAAGCACCUUGCCAGUGGUGAAUUUGGCGAUGUGUCACUGGGUCAAGUGCUUUUCAACGUGUUGCCCACAAGAGCUCGAGCCUUGCUUGAACCUACAGCGUCUCCAACCGUGCUGGUUGCAGUCAAGUCUUCCAAGGCCGACGCUGACGAGAAGUCUCGCCAAGACUUUGAGGCUGAGGCGAAAUUGAUGGCUCCGUUUGUACAUCCGAAUGUCGUGCGCCUUCUUGCGGCUCUGGUUGAGUCAGAGCCUCAUCUCGUUCUGCUGGAGUUUGUGCAGUACGGCGACUUGCGUACACUGCUGCAAAAGUCCCAGGCUCACUCGCUUUGGUGGACGCACAACGAGCAAAUCCAUGCCAUUCGCCAGAUUGCUCUCGGUAUGGAGUAUUUGGGUACGCUGCACUUUGUGCACCGUGAUCUUGCCGCGCGCAACUGCCUUGUGGGGCAAGGAAUGGUGGUCAAGAUUGCCGAUUUCGGGCUUUCCCGCGAAUUGACGGAUGAGCAAGAUUACUAUCGCAUGCAAACGCGAGGCAAACUUCCCGUGAAGUGGAUGGCACCGGAAACAAUGACCUUCCGCAAGUUCUCGUCCAUGUCCGAUGUUUGGUCGUUUGGUGUCACAGCCUGGGAAUGCUCCAGUUACGGCGCAAUGCCGUACGGCAAGAUGAACGGCGCUGAGGCACUGGCUCAUGUGGAGGCUGGUGGUCGACCGUCUAUGCCGGAGCACUGCUCAACUGACCUGUUUAUCUUGAUGCUUAGUUGCUGGAACUCCAUCCCAGAACUACGACCAAGCUUUACGCAGCUCGUCAAAGCUCUGACAAACUUUGAGGAUGGAACAGCAAUCCGCGAAAUUGGAGCGCUUUUGUGAAUACGAUGUUGGAGAUGUGUGUUUGACUUGUGUCCCCGCACUUGAAGAGUCGUCGAUUGGUGCAUUUCAACCUCACAUGUGCUGGUCGCAACAACACCACUCUGAUAGUUUAAAAGAUUGGAUUUUCACUCGCCCUCUUUGG